Dermacentor andersoni is the source of this 3516-nucleotide messenger RNA. Its product is annotated as glycoprotein 3-alpha-L-fucosyltransferase A. Lineage: Eukaryota; Metazoa; Arthropoda; Arachnida; Ixodida; Ixodidae. Gene Ontology annotation, cellular component: membrane. The record is from RefSeq and is a predicted model, not a curated record. Gene Ontology annotation, molecular function: fucosyltransferase activity.
UCAUUUUUUUAGAGAGAAGAACAAAAUUUGGCAUAGCGGAUGCACGGCGGGCGAACGACGCAGGAAGAUGCUGCGAGAGAUAAAGCGAGAGGUGGUGACAGAGUACACGAGACGACGAAAAGCGCUCGCGAUUUGAGCGUUCAAGUCUCUGCUUGCUUUCAAAACCACCCGGGCGUUUCGUUCUAUAUAUUUACCUCCCUCCCCCACCCCUUCCCUGUAGGCUACGACGAAGACGCUCCAGCACACGAAAGCUCGAGGUGCAUCCAAGCACGAGCCCGUCCUCUCUCUCUCUCUCUGCUCCGUGGAGCGCGCUCUCCGCGAAGCGUUCACCCGCGCUCCACCACCAUCGCGCUCGCUUGACAGCGGCGCCUGGGCUCUGGCUGUCUCUCUUCCUCUCUCUUGUUCCUUUCGCUCUUUCAAUCUUGCUGCCUUUCCUUCUUCAUUUGUUUCUUCAUCUUCUCGCUCUCUUUCUCACCCUCUGAAAGCACCGACGCCACGCACGUGCCCGCUGCAGAAGAGAAGCGCCGCGCGUUCGUUCGCGCGUGAGCCGCUUUUGCCACGCGCGCGCGCGCGAGCAAGCGCUCGCGGUGGACCAAGCUGCCGCGUAUGCAAAUUGGGAGACCAACUUCGGCGUCGCAACCUCCUCCUCCCCAUCGAGUCGUUCGUGCUGCUCUGGCCGGCGGCUGUUGCGGCGGCUUCGCGUGCGUCGUGUUCUCAACUGACCGGCGUGGUUUAGAAGCGUGCGGUCGGGCUUGCCGCCGCAGCCAGCAAAAAAAAAAAAAAAAAGAAAGAACAGCCUUCUUCCGGCGAAGCGAGAGGCACUAUCGAAGGAAACGGAAGCCGUUGCCUCUGGCAUCAUUUGUUUUUCGCCGCCACUUCCGAUCGCCUGCUGCUUUGAGGACCCCGCCGUGCGCGUCGAUCGCGUUGGCGCCUGAUAGUACACGAAGCGUCCGUUCUUGAACCCGCUCCUCGGCUCGGCGACCUACGAGGAGCACGCAGUGGUAUUGGUUCCGGCCGUCCGGGAGUCACGGCCCCAGCAAGAACCACGCAUGGGUUCCAGGCCGUCGGGCAUCGGUCAAGCAUUGCCACCAGCCGCCGUUGACAACGCAGUGGCAGUGCUGGGGCCUGCCAUGGCGUAGCAUGUUCCCGGCCAAGAAGCUCCGGCUCCGGCGGCUACUCGCCUGGGCCGCGGGCCUCAGCUUCUGCACCGUGCUGCUGAUCGGAUUCCGGGAGCAGCAGCAGGCGCCCGCACUGCCCGACGCUGCGCCGCGCGAUGUCAACGCCAUCGGAGGGCAGCGUGCCGCGGACCCGCAGCCGCUCCCUGGACAAGCACCGGCACAGGGCGCGCAACUGGCGGCCAGGAUCAACGCCGCGCGAGGCAAGGCGGCGUCGCAGGGACAAGCCGGCGGCUCCCCCGAUCGCCCCUGGUACAUGCGCGGUGGUCGACGGCGACCGCUGCCCGGCGACACGGGCAGCCUGUGGCCGCACGAGGACUCCGGCGACCGCAUCGAGCAGCAGCUGAUGUUCGUGCCCGAGGACUACAAGCGAAACAGUACGCGGAUCAAGAAGAUCCUGCUCAUGCGCGGACUCGGCGGCUGGGGAGACCUGCCUAGGGGACGGGCGGUGUUCCUGCGCGACAAGUGUCCCGUGGACACGUGCGAGAUCGUCACGUCGCAGGAGGAGGCGCCCGAUGCGGACGCGGUUCUCUUCAAGGACCGCUUCGUGGCCCCCAAGUACCGGCGCCCCUGGCACCAGGUGUGGAUCCUGUACCUGCUCGAGUGUCCCUACCACACGCAGUCCUUCGCCAACUUCAGGAACAUCUUCAACUGGACGGCCACGUAUAGGCACGAUUCGGACAUAGUAGCGCCGUACGAAAAGUUCGUGCGCUACGACGACGGCGGCAGCACGACGGCUCGUCCCCCGGCGUCUGCAGCGCGCAACAAGACCAAGAAGGUCGCCUGGUUCGUCUCCAACUGCGCGGCGCGCAACCAGCGGCUGCAGUUCGCGCGCAAGCUGGCCGCCUACAUCGACGUCGACAUCUACGGCACGUGCGGCUCGCUCAAGUGCCCCCGUGCGCAGGCCGGCCACUGCUUCGAGCUGCUGGACCGCGACUACAAGUUCUACCUGGCCUUCGAGAACUCCAACUGCAAGGACUACAUCACCGAGAAGUUCUUCGUCAACGGAUUGGGGCGUGACGUGGUACCAAUUGUGAUGGGCGGCCGGCCUCUGGACUACUUACGCGCUUCGCCCGAUCACUCGUUCAUCCACGUGGAAGACUUCCCAUCGGUGAAAGCGCUGGCCGAAUACCUGCACCUGCUGGACCGCAACGAGACUCUGUACAACGAGUACCUACGCUGGAAGGGCUCUGGCGAGUUCAUCAACACCUACUUCUGGUGCCGCCUGUGCGCUAUGCUGCAUGCUCCGCCACUGCCAAAGGUGUACCCGGACAUCGGUGCAUGGUGGGCGGGGCCCGGCACCUGCCGCAGCGACCGCUGGAGGGACUUCAAGCCCAAGCCGGACCCCGUGGCGUACGUGCUCACCUGACCCAGCUCCGACGGGAGUUUGCACCCUCCUACUCCCCCUAGCGGCCGGUCAGCCAACCAAGCGGCCCGCUAAGGCGCGUCGGAGCGCUCUAUUCAAAGACUCUGGUCAUAAGGGCACCAACUCCACUACUGGAUGGCGCGUUCAAGUGGUAUCGCGUGCUGCUGCUGGACAUGGCACGUGUACGACUGACUGAAACCAGGGGCGGAAUACUUGUGAUAAGGUGCCGGCCAGCAGAGCUUGUGACGCGUGACGCGUGACCGGCGAUGUUCCGGUCACGUGGUGUUGGCCCUGCUGUGCGCGCCUUCGUGUCCCCUGCUACAAACCGGCCGUGAUCGCCGGGUCUGCUGGGCUCCCGCACGUGACCUCUAGCGGCCGGUCACGUUUGAUUUCGUGCGUCUGCGAUGUGCAAAGGUGCAACCAGCGGCUUUAAGACUAAAUCUUCCAGUAUGAGAUACAAAACCAAAAAGUUCGUUUGACGCAGUAACGGCUCAUUUGCAGGGGAACACAUUAGCCGUAAUCUUAUUCAACGAGUGAAUUACAGGCCUUAUGACAGUGAGCAACUACAGAGAACCAGGUCCCUGGCUUUCUACGUCGCAGUAGCGUGGUGCAGGGUAGGGCAGCGCUGAUGGGAGCGUGGGUUUUCUCGCGCAGUCGUAAGUGAAUUCCUUUACUCAUACGGUAAACGCAGAGUCCAACAAACCAAAGAGCAGCCAUGGAUAUUCCAGGUCAUGCUGCCAUGAACGACAUCAAAGUGUACUGCAUUUUUUACCAGCUAAUAUCGGCGCACGCGUAUGUUUGUUUUUCAAGGCAACAUAUGCUUGCGAUUUGACGUGAUUUAAUGCUAUGUCGUGAGAAACCUGUUUGUUUAUGAGACUGCUUCUUCCUGAGCGUGCUGAGCUGCUGUGAUCUCGAAUCUCGAGUGUGACUUGCUGGGUGACAUGUGCAGCGUACUAACUAUACCCCCUGUGGCUA